Molecule: messenger RNA, 1487 nt
Organism: Dendronephthya gigantea
Lineage: Eukaryota; Metazoa; Cnidaria; Anthozoa; Malacalcyonacea; Nephtheidae
Product: tumor protein p53-inducible protein 11-like
Exons: 8
Coding region: 489-1163 (224 amino acids)
Source: RefSeq, a predicted model, not a curated record
ACUAGAUUAAUCCUGUCUGUAUAAAACAUCACCUUUCGACUAACAUGCAUGCAAAUGAGUCGUAUACAGGCACGAUAUUCGUCUGAAACUACACUGUCUAUGUUAACAACUUUCACAUACUUUAAAGGCCGGUAGAUAUAUCAAAUUUCAUAUCGUACGCUAUACUGCAUCAACAUUUUGUUGCUCUGUGCGAGUCUCGUCUAGUCAAAUGGCCUUGGAUACCGAAAUUGCCAUAUCGAUUUAGCAUGCGAAGACACAUACGAUGCGUGUAAUUUUUGCGACACCCGCCCACACAACAUUGAUUAAACGACAAUGAAAUAUGUUUACUUUUGAACGCCUAAAAGUGCUCUCUAUCAAAACACGAAAGCUUUGAACAAAUUUGGAGUUCAUGCUGACCGCACUCGAGUUUGAAAACAAACACUUCCUGCGUUGCAAGGUAGUACUGAAUAACAACCUCAUAUAUAAGGUAGCCAGAAAUCUUUGUUGUCAUGGAUGGAAAACAGAGUUUGAUGUCAGAUAACACAUCUGAGCUAUCGGCCGAAAAGUCCCAUUCGGUCAAUCAUCUAGGAAUACCCUCUAGUUACAACAGAGGUGUAAGAAAACGAAGUUUUGAUGAUGCACAGAGUCGUCUGAAAUCACGAAAAAUUCUUGGCUUGGGUGGAAAAGAAUCAUCCAAGGUACUUCAAGUAUUAGGAAAUUGUGAGCACUUAGAAACAAAGUUGCCAAUUGGAUUGAGCCUAUGGCUCACUUUCUCUUCGCUAAUGUUUCUUGCAAUGGCCCUUCUGUGCAUCCUGUUAUUUAAACCAUUUUCAUAUUUACUGGGUGUUGAUCAUUCUCCCCGCAUAAAUGUGAUGGAAGUCAGACUGUUGGGAGCUACAUUCGCUGGUUUAUCUGGUCUGACUUGGUUGACAAAUGCAACUUCUUACUUUGUGCUAAGGAAUGUUCUAUUAACACAUUUGGUUUACUUUGGAAUAGCAGCUUUGGUAUUCACCCGCGAACUUUACGUAGAGUACAACAAAUACAUCGGGUUGUCGUUGAUCUUCCACGUCGCAAUUUUUUUCGUAACACUUGCUUACGUCAUCAUGUUACAACGAGUGAAUCAACCAGUUCCUGACAAACCGGUCAGUUUUGCUGACUCAGAUGAUGGCGAAGCAUUUAAUUGAGAACUUACACAGCAAAUGGAAUGGUUGUAAAUUUUCUUUCAUCAUGCGUUCGCAAGGUGGAUAGAAUAAUUGGGAACUUGACCGCCAUCUAAAUGAUUUCGAUAUUACUAGGAUAUGUAUAUGUAUAUUUGUAAUGGUACGGUCAGCCAUAUCUCAUACCUUUUGUUUAAAGGAAACAAACGACUUUCGAGUGACUAAAAAGAUUGCAAGGAUUUGAUACAUACUAAGAAAGAGGAGGUAGCCAUGAUCUCAUGGUUCCAGAAUAUCCAAAAUUUUUAGAAUACUUAGAAAGCUUGUGUAUUUGUUUUUGUUGCCGCGUUUAAU